Messenger RNA from Plasmopara halstedii, 207 nucleotides. RefSeq lists its product as uncharacterized. The transcript is spliced from 2 exons. Lineage: Eukaryota; Oomycota; Peronosporomycetes; Peronosporales; Peronosporaceae. The record is from RefSeq and is a predicted model, not a curated record. Bases 1 to 207 code for a protein of 68 amino acids.
AUGGCAAAAAAGCGUUCCGAGGGCCAGACACGACAAUCACUUGCCAGGAGGUGUUCACUAAUCAUACUUAGCAUUGAAAGAAGGAAACUCUACGUGCCGUAUUACGCUUCAGUGCAUCUUGAAGUCCUGCGCUUGUUUGAAAAAUUCAAGGUUGAUACUGAUAUGGACGAUCGGACCUUAUUACAACGAUAUCUGGGGGACACGUAG